GUUUAAAUAUCUGUUUUAUUUUCACGCAAUGCUACUAAUGAUAAAUUUUUACCAAUUCGGAGUACUUAGUAUAUAAAUACUUUCAUUUUUUAAAUAAAGACAUAAUUGAUAAUUUUAUACACACACGUCCGAUUUUUUGUCAACGGUUCAUUCUAAAAUCCCAAAUUUCUCCACCGCGAACAACACUGACUGUCAGAUUAUCAGUUGACAAUGCGUAAGAAUUACUGUUAAAUACCCUUUUCAUGAACUUCUCUUUGAAAACAAAAUGCAGGGAAAUAUUUCAAAGCUUCGUCAAUCUUUCGAUAUUUUCAUAUCUAAUUUUACACUAUUACAUUUUAUUUUUCUAAUAAUGAAAUAACACUCCAGUUUGCAAUAAAUCCCGUGUUAAAAAUCAAUUCCUACUCCACCAAUCAAACAUCAGAUCUUAUUUGACUGACAUCUAUAGGUGUUAUCACUCGACGUAUUGGGCGGAGCUGAAUAUUCAAAUCACCACGUAGAUAUCCAAUUUUCCCCUUAUAUUUGCAUACGUUAUAAAGUAAAUUUUAUCUCUCUCAUUCACAAGAGUUUUAAAAAACACUCGUCAAAGAUUCACAUCACAUCGAAAGAAAGAAAAAAGGAACAGCGCAGAGAAAAUUCCAAUUUCCCAUAAAUUCCCACUGGAAAAAAGGACACAGUGUACCAACUUCGUCCAUAUGUUGUGUGGUGACGGUUAGAAGCAUCUGAACUAACUACGAGAGAUCGGAAGGUCCCUGAGACGAAAUAUAAACUCUUCUACGUGCCUAAUCGCGGGUCUGUGACACGUUUUGCGGGAGUUUCAUUUACACUUCUCCGGGAGCUGAAAAGCACGUUUCUCUGUCUGUAUACUUUUGGUUUUUGAACAAUAACUUCUCCGUUGUAGCAUUACCAACAGAUUCUAAACCGUGCGUGAUUUUUUUCCCGUUUAAUCCGCAAGCCAGUAAUUUCGCAUUUCCUUUGACUUUCUUUGGGAAACACAGAUAUGGAAAACAUGACGUAAAAUUAAUUUCACGGAUUUCCUCAGUCACGUGGUUUUGCUGCAGAUAUGACUCUAUUUUUCGUUUGCGUGAUAUGAAGUGCAAAUCCAAGACGGCCGCCAGAACAAGACGCGAGAAAGAAAACGCCGAGUUCUAUGAACUGGCAAAGUUACUUCCCCUUCCGUCCGCCAUAACGAGUCAGCUGGACAAGGCUUCCAUCAUACGGCUAUGCACCAGCUAUCUCAAAAUGAGGACAGUCUUCCCGGACGGUCUAGGGGAUGGUUGGGGUCAAAGGUCACCUCCAAGAACUUUGCUGGAAAAGGAACUCGGCUCACAUCUUCUUCAGACAUUAGAUGGCUUCAUUUUUGUUGUGGCCCCGGAUGGAAAAAUAAUGUACAUCUCAGAAACAGCAUCCGUUCAUCUUGGACUGUCACAGAUUGAGUUAACCGGGAGUAGUAUAUUUGAAUACAUUCACCCCUCUGACCACGAGGAAAUGACCGCCGUCCUUACUUAUAAUCCAACCUAUUCAACUUCCGGUAUUGCAGAGUUUGAGAUAGAACGGUCCUUUUUCAUAAGAAUGAAGUGUGUUCUUGCGAAAAGAAAUGCCGGUCUCACAUCUGGUGGAUAUAAGGUUAUUCACUGUGGGGGGUACUUAAAAAUCAAACAUUACAAUUUGGAGAUGCCCCCUUAUGAGGGAUGUCAACAAAAUGUUGGACUAGUCGCCAUUGGACAUUCACUUCCGCCCAGUGCCAUAACGGAAAUGAAGAUGUUUAACAACAUGUUUAUGUUCCGUGCCAGCCUCGAUUUGAAACUCAUUUUUCUAGAUGCAAGGGUGGCUCAUCUGACUGGUUAUGAACCCCAGGACCUUAUCGAGAGGACCCUGUAUCAGUACAUUCAUGCCUGUGAUAUCCUACAUAUGAGAUUUGCUCAUCAUACACUAUUAUUAAAAGGUCAAGUCACCACAAAGUAUUAUCGAUUUUUGGCCAAAGAUGGAGGAUGGGUCUGGAUUCAGAGUUACGCCACAAUCGUGCAUAACAGUAGAUCGUCCCGCCCCCAUUGCAUCGUCAGCGUGAACUACGUUUUGAGCGAAGUGGAAGCCCGGGGUCUGCAGAUACAGUUAGAACAAACAGUUCACAAAGAACUGACGCCAUUUUCUACUAUGUCAGGAAGAUCUCCAGGAAAGGCAAGGUCUGCCAAGUCUAAACAUCGCCGAUCACCAUACUCACAGAGUGCAAACAGUCAGGAGUUCCCGUCAGAUUACGAAUUAGUUCCUGAAAUGGCUCCCAGUGACCUCUGUCACAUUAUACAGCCGAAUCACCACUACGAGGAUCCUAUGGCAAAGUUUGAACCUCUUUAUGGACCUGCAUACCCAGGCGUCUUCCACCCUGACUAUUUCCCUAACCCACAGUAUCAUCCCUCCACUCAAUCAUUCGCAGACGAUCGACUUCAUUGUAAAACUGAGACGGAAAAGUAUUUUCCAUAUAAAAAUAUGGACCACCUCUCGUCUUGUAUGAAUUCCUCUAGUCCAAAAUUAACUCACCUGGAUACGUCUACCGACGUCAGAACUGACAUUUCGCCACGAUUUGAAUACAGAUCGGCUGGACCAUGUUCACGAAGCAGCAGCCGUGAUGCUGUAUCCGGGUACCCAUACAGUAACCAAUCAGAGUCUUCGACGUCAGAAAUCGAUGUAGGUAACGAAGAGAUUGAGAAACGAUCUCUAUCGUCUACUUUUCAACAAAAUCUUGAUACCGGUCAAAACUCAAUCAAAGAGGAGCUAUCACCGAAGACGUUAACAGUGACAGACAGCCACCCACAGGCACGCAGUGUUCAACAAUCUGUGAUCACUCGUCACAGAACCAACAUCGAAGCUGGUACAUUGAGUCAUACUCAGAAAACAAUUCAGCAAAAUCAGGUGAAAUACCCGGAAACCGACGUUAGAUCUGAUCAACAUUUUCGCAAUCCACGUUUGAAUGGACACGAGAAUGGAAUGGACAUGCAGGCGAUACACGAUAGGAAUUUCAAUGCUCAAGAUAUUUAUUCGCACUGCCUACGUGCGUCUUGUGCUUACGACUCUUACAGCUGUCCCACAGAUUAUAGUCAAACCCCGAUCCCGACUCCAAAACAUUACUCGCCCGUUCCCCAACCGGGAUAUGCCAGUGUGAUUGUUGAUACUCAGCAGUACCAUAUAGCGAACGGUUAUGUCCAUUAAAAUGUGUCAUGGUGGAAAUCUAGAUCAAUGUUUGAAUUUGUGCAGUUUUAUAUUGUAAUAUCGAUAGUUUCGAUCAAAUCAUUGCCAAAUAUCAGUUGGUUUAUAAAUGCGUUGUUUAUAUAUAUAUAUAUAUAUAUAUAUAUAUAUAUAUAUCCAUAAGUUCAAAUUGGUGCUAUUUGAAAAAGAUGUUACUGCGAUUUCUUCUUAAGAAUAAUUUAAAUUUAAAUUUUUUGUUCAUUUAGUGAUGUUAGAUAGCAGUCCAUAUACUGAUCGUAGAAAAUGAAUAUGAUUUAUUGAUUGUAGAAAAUGGAUAUGAUUUAUUGAUUGUAGAAAAUGGAUAUGAUUUAUUGCCAAUAUUAUUAGCGAGAUUAUGUAGAUCUACUACGCGAAAAUAUUUUAAUUUCCGAAGGAGAGACGAUUUCGUUAUUUAGAUGCCCCAAGAUUAGAGUAUUCUCAAACUUCGCGAAACUGGCAUGAAUACAGGUAGUUAUAUAUAUGUGUGUGUAGGACAGGUGGAAACUGAGACAGUAAAAUCAUUAACUUAACAUCAUUAGCAUGUAACUGUGUAGAAAUUCAACGUCCAACUAAGAAGGGUCAUUUGUCAUAAACUUCUCACAUUGUACACCCCCCUCCUUAAGGUAACACUUGCAGGAAAUGAUUCAUGUACACUGGACAAUCGUUGCAAUUCCCGGGGGGCAGUUUUGUUGAUAUUUUACAUUUGGAAACGUCAUAUAAUUUGUGAAUUGGUGAAUUUCAUUGUUGUUUGUUUGUGGGAUAUGGUGUCUAGAAUUUUCACGAAAUAAAGGUCCCUGUGAAAUUUAAUGAUUCCGCGGAAUUAAGGCGGAUGCGUGUGUACUGUCUUGUCAUGUUUGUACAUCUGUCUCUUCUGAAAAGGUUUUUUUUUUUUUUUUUUUUUUUUUUUUUUUUUUUUAAAGUUUCCUAUCUCUUUAUAAAAUAGAAUACUGUAUCAGUGAUGCUGAGAUUCACUUCUAAUAGAUAAUAUCUUUCCCUAAUUCUCGGUCAAAUAGCAUCAGAGUUUCAUGUCUAUGAAAUUUUAAGGGAUGCAGUACAAACAGAGCAAAGCGUGAAAACGUUACUUUCUGUAUAUUGCUGAUGCAAUUGAGAAAAGUUCUCGACACUACUCGUAUUCAUCAUCUUCGUGCUUCAAACAUUUGUGAAGGAAAAUUCUAUUUGGUACUGUAAGAUACGAUUACCAUUAUCGAAAAACACGUGUUUACAAAGAAUAUUUUCACAAAGGUAGACCUACGUAAUCACUAAAAUAGAAAAUAUUAGAAUGUAUUGUUAAAACAAAAAGAUCUAACUGUGCUACACUUAAAAUAAUCUAAUCUGACUCUUGUGUAAUCCGUUUAACUGUCAUUUCCGAUUGUCUUUUGAACAUGGUUUUUACACUGUGAAACCCAACAUCCUGUCUAAUUCGAUACAAAAUCUUGUCUUCCAGAACAUGGCAGAGUAUAUGGGUAUCAUUGUAGGUAUAUUCUAGUUAUCCAAAAAAGUAACAGUAUGAAUUUAUUACAUUUUCUAUUGACAAGUAACAGUAUAAAUUUAUUACACCUUCUAUACGCGUUUUACUGUUAUAAACAUAUCUGUUUUUGCUGUACAUUUUGGCACUAUUCUCAAGGUAAUUUUGUGUUACCUGUUCAAAAAACAAGAUUCAAAACAUGAACAUAUUUAACCUGUAAACCAAUAAAACACUGCCUGUACGAUUUCACAUCGACUGUUGUCUGUUCUCUAACCGAUUUUUUUUCUAAAGCUUGAAUCAUCUAUACCCCCCCCCCCCUUUUUUUUAAUACAAAAUUUGACCGCAACUGAUAAUAACGCUCUUGAAGAAAUCGAUAUCGGACAUACAUAUCGCCAUGUAAAAAUCAAACCGAUAUUUCUAAAAUACCAUAUUUCGGAAAACGGACGCAUGGUUCCGCAUUUACAUUUGAUUUUGGCGUAGGCUGAGUAUAGGUCGACUUUAAUUAUAUGAAAAGCACGUCAGUGCGUGUAAUCAGAAAGUUGAAAGAUAUUAAUUCCAUUGUAACCAGAUAUUCCUUCAAGUUCUGAUUCGAAGUAAUGAUGUACAUGUAUGAGAGAAAUGAAAUGAAAGGGGCAUGGUCGAGUGAUCUGGACAUCCCAAUAAAAUAUACUCAGAAAGUGAAAUAAGAAUAUAUCCAAACUUAUGAUGUAUGCACCCGUGAUACAGGGAUCCAAUCCACAGAUGUAAUUUGAUUAAAUCCUGUACUAAAACACCGAGGUACUCGUUGCUUUGGUUGAAAAGGGGAAGUGCAGAUUUAUUCCACGGGAAGUAACUUAUAAAUGUUGAAUCCAGGAAUUAGAUUUUCAUCCAUUUUAACUGUAUACUAUGCCUGUUUGGAUGUCUGUAAAGAAGUAGGUUACUUGUGUGAGUAAACAGGGUUUAUUUUCAAUUUGUUAACGAGAAGCCAUAAUAAAACUAGACUGAACUUCAAA
Molecule: messenger RNA, 5673 nt
Organism: Ostrea edulis (European flat oyster)
Lineage: Eukaryota; Metazoa; Mollusca; Bivalvia; Ostreida; Ostreidae
Product: single-minded homolog 2-like
Exons: 10
Coding region: 1087-3201 (704 amino acids)
Biological process (GO): regulation of transcription by RNA polymerase II
Molecular function (GO): protein dimerization activity; DNA-binding transcription factor activity, RNA polymerase II-specific; RNA polymerase II transcription regulatory region sequence-specific DNA binding
Source: RefSeq, a predicted model, not a curated record